CAGUCUUGUGUCGCAAUCGGAACCGCAGCAGCGAGCCAGUGACCGGUGCUCACUGAACAGUGUACACACACACUCUGGAGCUGAACUUGGAGAAGAGAGUUUAAGGAAUUUGCAAUGGGGCGCGUGUGGCGUUCGCUUAUCGUGUUGUUGGUGGCGGCCAUGGUGGGCACGGCGGCGAGGACGGCCGGGGCGGCGCCGCAGGUGCCGUGCUACUUCGUGUUCGGGGACUCCCUGGUGGACAACGGGAACAACAACGUGAUCGUGUCCAUGGCGCGCGCCAACUACCCGCCCUACGGGAUCGACUUCGCCGGCGGACCCACCGGACGCUUCAGCAACGGCCUCACCACCGUCGAUGUCAUCUCCAGGCUUCUGGGCUUCGACGACUUCAUCCCCCCGUUCGCCGGCGCAAGCAGCGACCAGCUCCUCACCGGCGUCAACUUCGCCUCCGCCGCCGCUGGCAUCCGCGAAGAGACCGGCCAGCAGCUGGGCGGGCGGAUCAGCUUCAGCGGGCAAGUCCAGAACUACCAGUCCGCGGUGCAGCAGCUGGUGAGCAUCCUGGGCGACGAGGACGCGGCGGCGGCGCACCUGAGCCGGUGCAUCUUCACCGUCGGCAUGGGCAGCAACGACUACCUCAACAACUACUUCAUGCCGGCCUUCUACAACACCGGCAGCCGCUACACGCCGCAGCAGUACGCCGACGACCUCGCCGCCCGCUACACGGAGCUCCUGCGGGUCCUCUACGGCUACGGCGCGCGCAAGGUGGCGCUCAUGGGGGUCGGGCAGGUCGGGUGCAGCCCCAACGAGCUGGCCCAGGGCAGCGCCAAUGGCGUCGCCUGCGUCGACCGCAUCGACACCGCCGUCCGGAUGUUCAACCGCAGGCUCACCGGCAUCGUCGACCAGUUCAACGCGCUCCCCGGCGCGCACUUCACCUAUGUCAACAUUGAUGGCAUCUUCGCUGAUAUACUGAAGGCCCCUGGUGCGCAUGGGUUGAAGGUGACCAAUGCCGGGUGCUGUGGCGUGGGGAGGAACAACGGGCAGGUGACUUGCCUGCCGUUCCAGACGCCCUGCGCCAACCGGCAUGAGUACCUCUUCUGGGACGCCUUCCACCCGACCGAGGCCGCCAACGAGCUCGUCGGACAGCGGGCCUACAGCGCCCGCCUGCCCUCCGACGUGCACCCCGUCGACCUCCGGACACUCGCCCGGCUCUAGUCCGAUCAGUUCGUCUGUCGGUGUACUCGGCGUGCAUGCACUGUUCUGGUUAUUAUUUGGUGAACAACACACAUAUAAGAUGAUGACACUUCUGUGUCUGAAUUUUGCAACUGUAUGCUUUGUACACAGUUCACAGUGGUUUAGAUGGGCGGCAAUGGCAAUGUAUGUAUGAUUGGGCAGCAUUUAAACA
Molecule: messenger RNA, 1399 nt
Organism: Brachypodium distachyon (stiff brome)
Lineage: Eukaryota; Viridiplantae; Streptophyta; Magnoliopsida; Poales; Poaceae
Product: GDSL esterase/lipase At5g45670
Exons: 3
Coding region: 115-1209 (364 amino acids)
Molecular function (GO): hydrolase activity, acting on ester bonds
Source: RefSeq, a predicted model, not a curated record